AUGACAAAUGCGACAGAAACAAGUUAUAGGGCAGACAGAGCCGAAAGAAUGAACAGAAUAGAAAGGACAGAUAGAACAGACAAAAAGAAUAGAAAAAAAAAGGGAGAGAAUGGACAGAACGGAAAAAACAAGCAGAAAGACUACAAGGAUACAGAAAACAGAAAGUACAGUAAGGAAAUAGAACAUGCAGGAAGGAGAGAAAAAGAAUGGAAAGGAAAAAACAGACGGAGAAACAGAAAGACGGUAAAGAUAGAAAGGGCAGAACGGACAGAAGUUAGAGAAAGGAUAGUUACCACAGAACCAAUUAAACGGACAGAAAUGAUACAAAAAGGACGAAAAGGGGAGAUAGAACAGAAAGAACAGAUAGACUAG
Messenger RNA from Zophobas morio, 372 nucleotides. RefSeq lists its product as uncharacterized. Bases 1 to 372 code for a protein of 123 amino acids. The transcript is spliced from 2 exons. Lineage: Eukaryota; Metazoa; Arthropoda; Insecta; Coleoptera; Tenebrionidae. The record is from RefSeq and is a predicted model, not a curated record.